This is a messenger RNA of Eleginops maclovinus (Patagonian blennie), 2848 nucleotides long. RefSeq names its product golgin A5 (gene golga5). Gene Ontology annotation, biological process: retrograde transport, vesicle recycling within Golgi; Golgi organization. The record is from RefSeq and is a predicted model, not a curated record. Lineage: Eukaryota; Metazoa; Chordata; Actinopteri; Perciformes; Eleginopidae. Gene Ontology annotation, cellular component: Golgi membrane; Golgi cisterna.
AUCAGGCGCCCCUACGGUCGCUCUGUUGUGGGGUCCUCGCUGCGCUUCCUGCUCCACGUAUUGAGAAGAAGAUCCUCUCUGACAGAUAAUGACAUUUGUUUCUGUUUAUCACCACGGUGUUUCUCUCUCACGUCCUCCAGUUCACCCCGGCUUUAGCUGAGACACCUUGGAUAUUUGGACUUCUUUUUGAACGGAAACAAGAUGUCUUGGUUUGCCGAUUUGGCCGGGAAAGCUGAGGACUUCCUGAACAAAGUGGACCAGGGAGCUGCCACUGCGUUGACCAUAAACCAGGAGAGAGCAUCCUCCUUUUCCUCCUACGAACCAGAAUCAACCGUCAAGCCUGAGUACAACCCUGCAGGUUUCAAGCCCCAUGCACCUGCAGCUCAUCAUGCAUAUGCAUCCACUGAUGAUGCUCACAGCUUCGUCUCUGCAGCAGCUGCAAACAUUAAGAGAUCCGGUUCAACCCUGCUCGGUGCAGCAAACACCUCCAGUGUCCUCUCUGGUUCUGGAAGCAGCGCCUCCACCUCCGCCAAGACCUCGUCCGGUUUUGUGAGGCGCAAGAAGAGCGAGCAGGACGUGGACGACGACAUGCUCUUUGACUUUCUGAACAGCUCCGACCCUGCGGACAGCGGCAGGAGGGAUUCGAGAAGAGAGCUUGUGAAGGUGGGGGUUCCUGUUACAGAGGCCCAGAGCACGACGCCUCCUCCCUCCUCCACCCCUCUCUCUCUCCCCUCGGCCCCAUCGACGCCCCCCUCCACCCGGGGAGUAUCGCGGGCCUCCAGCAUGAGCUCACUGUCGGCUCACAGCAUCAAGACAUCAGACGAGAGCUCCGCUAGAGAACAGGGCCAAGACACACCUGAGAGCUCAGACUCCGGCUUGGCAGUUCCUCAGGAGUCCAUCAGACAGGAGCCUCCUCUUCCUCCUCUUCUUCCUCAUCCUGCUGCUGCCCCCCCCGCAGAGGAGCCUCAGAGCCAGAUCCUAUCCAGCCUGCGUCUGGAGAACCAGCUGCUGCGGAGCGAGGUGUCCUCCCUUAACCAGGAGAUGGUUUCAGUGAUCCAGAGGGCCAAAGAUCUACAAGACGAGUUGAACCAGGCUCGUCUCCGGGCAGACCGGUGGAACUCGGAGCAGUCUCAGAGCGACCGGAUGUUACGAGAGCUCCGGUCGAAGGUCGACGAUCUCACAGAAGCACUCUCCGCUAAAGACGCUCAGCUGGCCGUCCUGAAGAUCCGCCUGGACGAAGCCGAUCAGAUGCUGAAGUCCCGCAGUGCCGCUCUAGAGGAGGCGCAGAACGAACGCUCGAGGAUCAUGAUGGACCACACAGAGGGCAGCAGCAUGCAGUCUCAGGCUCUGGAGACGAUCCAGGAGAGGCUGCGGGAGGCGGAGCUGUCCGUCAGGAGGGAGCAGGACAACUACCGGCAGAUGCAGAGUGAGUACGCCAGCCGCCUCUCCAAAGUGGAGUCUGAGCGGCAGACGCUGGCAGAGACGGUGACGGCAGCAGAGCGGCGAGCAGCGGAGGAGAGGCUGCGAGUCGACGACAUGCAGACGCAGCUGAAGAGCACCAAAGCUGCAGCCGAGGUCGCCAAGAUGGAGCUACAGGACUACAAGCACAAAGCGGCACGCAUCCUGCAGUCCAAAGAGAAGCUGAUCAGCAGUCUGAAGGAGGGCUCCGGUCUUGACACGAUGGACGGCAGCGGGGGGGCGGCGGCUCUGGAGCUCGAGGACCUGAAGCACGAGAGGGAGCUGCAGAAAGAGGACAUCCAGAAACUGCAGGGGCAGCUGCACACACUGCGGAUAGAGAUACAGGAUCUGGAGAACCAGGCGCUGACGGAGGCGGAGGCGUGGCGGGAGCAGCAGCUGCAGCUGGAGGAGCAGCAGGCCUUCCAGACCAGAGCCAAGAAGGAGGCGGAGGCCGAGGCCGAGCGUUACAAACAGGAGCUGCAGUACCUGGAGGAAGAGCAGCACCGAGCCAAAGCCACGCUGCAGAGCAGGAUCAAAGACCGAGAGGAUGAGAUCCAAAAACUCAGGAACCAGCUGACCAACAAGGCUCUGAGCAGCAGCAGCCAGACGGAGCUGGAGAACCGACUGCACCAGCUGACGGAGACGCUGAUCCAGAAGCAGACCAUGCUGGAGGCUCUGGGGACAGAGAAGAGCUCUCUGGUGUUUCAGAUGGAGCGGCUGGAGCAGCAGCUGAAGAACCGGGAGGGGGGGCAGAGCGGGGGGCCCUCCAUCAACAUGAGCGGCCUCGAGGGACCAGCACGGCAGAGAAACACCCCAGUCCUCUUCAGUGAUCAGGACAGUCCCGGGGUUUACGGAAUACGGAAAGCAGCGAGCACCAUCGACCGCUUCAGUAUCAGACUGGGUAUCUUCCUGAGGCGUUACCCCAUGGCCAGAGUUUUCGUUAUCCUCUACAUAGCGUUGCUGCACCUCUGGGUGAUGGUUGUCCUCCUGACGUACACACCAGAGAUGCACCACGGUCAGCCUGAUGGAAGAUAAGAGGAUUUUAGAGUUGGUUAUCCUCCCUUCGCUGUGAGGAUGAUAGAUGCUGCUGGGUGUUGGGCUCUGGGUCCUGACUCUCCCUGUUUUGCACAGAAAUGCUAGGAAUUAAAAGACAUUUCCUCCAAUUUAUUCUUUAUUUUAUACAAGUGAAGAUCGAUAGCUGACAUUGAGUUUUAAAAUGAGUAAUUACAGAGGGAUUAUAUUAUGUGGACGGUCUGCUGAAAGGACAUUAAAUCAAAAGGGUGAUUUCACAUCUGUUUUCUCUGCUCCUGCUUUCAGACCUCUGGCCUCCUGAGAGAUUGUAUUUAACAUUAUGUAAAAAAACUACUUUUAAUAAACGAGUUAGAAGAAA